This is a messenger RNA of Doryrhamphus excisus (bluestripe pipefish), 834 nucleotides long. RefSeq names its product transmembrane protein 230b (gene tmem230b). Gene Ontology annotation, cellular component: synaptic vesicle; endomembrane system. The record is from RefSeq and is a predicted model, not a curated record. NCBI's taxonomy places the organism in Eukaryota, Metazoa, Chordata, Actinopteri, Syngnathiformes, Syngnathidae. Gene Ontology annotation, biological process: synaptic vesicle transport.
CACGGAAGCGCUGUGUAGCUAAAACGAAGCAGAACGCGGUAAUAACAUCCGUACGUGUUUACCCAUGUGUUUUGUUUUUAAUUACAGCUGGUGACUUCUCCGAAUGAUGUUGUCAAUGUUCUUAUAACUAACUCCAUUUAAAUAAGCUGUCAACAAAGCUCUUCACAAAAGAUGCCAGGUCGUAGCUUCGCGUCCAACGGGAUUCCUGCUAGUAAAGUGAAGUACUCCAGGUUGUCGGCUCAUGACGACGGAUAUAUUGAUUUACAGUUCAAAAGAAGCCCACCCAAAGUCCCAUACAAAGCCAUCGCACUCGCCACAGUCCUGUUCUUAAUCGGCUCUCUGUUAAUCGUCAUUGGCUCUCUUCUGUUGGCUGGAUACUUUGGAGUCACUCACUCUGAUCGUACCAUUCCCGUUCUGAUCAUAGGGAUCCUUGUGUUUCUUCCUGGAAUUUACCACCUGCGAAUAGCUUACUAUGCAUCGAAAGGAUAUCCAGGAUACUCUUAUGAUGAUAUCCCAAACUUUGAUGACUAAAAUGCAUAAUGCUUUCUUCAAAGGCAUCUUGAAGCAUGAUUAAAUCCUCGGUUUUCUGUCAUAAAUCCAUUUUAGAAGGAUGCAAUUUCAAUAUUGGGAUUAUUAUAAUGAUUGUCUUUACAUUUUUAUCACAGUACUCAUGUACCCUUGCUGAUAUGAAAGAAAAAUAGAUAUUGCCUGAUUUGUGUAUUUGUGUUAGUACCUAGUAAAUUGAGACAGCUCCAAUGUCACAUGUAUGAGUCUUUAUUAAUCCAUCCCUCCAUCCAUUUUCUACACUGCUUGUUCUCAUUAGGGUCACUGGUG